Molecule: messenger RNA, 2245 nt
Organism: Salvia miltiorrhiza (redroot sage)
Lineage: Eukaryota; Viridiplantae; Streptophyta; Magnoliopsida; Lamiales; Lamiaceae
Product: shaggy-related protein kinase theta
Exons: 13
Coding region: 688-2019 (443 amino acids)
Biological process (GO): protein phosphorylation; signal transduction
Cellular component (GO): cytoplasm
Molecular function (GO): ATP binding; protein serine/threonine kinase activity
Source: RefSeq, a predicted model, not a curated record
CCAAACUAAACAACUCCCCCGAAUAGUCCGCUUCUCCCUCACCUCACCUAAUAAUAAAUUCUUAAAAAAAAAAAAAAACCCAUUUUCGUAAACUCGGAUCCGCUCUGCGCCGUCGGAUCUCAUCAUGAUGGAUGGACGGUGCAGAAUCAAAGUCUGACCGCAAGUACGAAAACAAGGAGAAAAGAAAAAUGGUGGGUCGGAAGGAAUAAUGAUUAGGCCUUGAAGCUUUGACUGAAAGCGGAAAUUGGGACAAAAAAUAAGAUAGAGAGAGAGAGUUUCUUGUCUGAAAGAAGAGGUUUUUCCUGUCAUUUAUUUGGGAUUUUUUUUUUUUUUUGGGUUUCUUUUGGAAUUGCUUUUUUCCCCCUUUAUUUCUAUCCUACAUCUCUCUCUCCCUCUCUCUCCUUUGUUUCUAUACCGAAAGCAGGGAAGAGGGCGAGGGAGGGAGCUUGAAAAGAGAUCACAAGCUUUGUUAAUUUCCCCCUUUCUUGUUUUCUGCCCAUUGUUGGAUGAAGGGUUGAUCGACAAUCUGUUUUCUUGCUUGGAUUGGAGAGUGAGGAGAGGAGAGGAGGGAGAGAGAGCAAGGGGAAAGGAGAAUUUUUUUUAUAUAUUUUUCUUUUACCUGAAAUAAAAAUCCCAUCUUGGGAUUUUGAUUGGUGUUGUUGGGUUUACUUUGAAUUGGGUGGUAAAAUGAAUAUGAUGCGUCGGCUGAAGAGCAUUGCUUCGGGGCGCACAUCCGUUUCAGAUCAUGGUGGGGAUUCUGGCAUUAAAAGGGUGAAGGUGGAACAAGGAGAUGUGGACGGUGAGCUGCCUGCAGAGUCGAACUCUACGGAAGCUGUUGCAGUCGCAUCAGACGUGCAUGAGCUACCGAAAGAGUUGCACGAAAUGAAGAUUCGAGGGGAUGGAAACGAUGACCAUGAUAACAGUGAUAUGGAGCCAACUGUUGUUAGUGGCAAUGGAACUGAACCCGGUCAGAUAAUCGUGACCUCAAUUGGUGGCCGAAAUGGAGAACCAAAACAGGUGAUGUCUUAUAUGGCAGAACGCGUGGUGGGAACUGGUUCAUUUGGAGUUGUAUACCAGGCUAAAUGCCUUGAGACGGGGGAAUCUGUUGCCAUAAAGAAGGUUCUACAGGAUAGGAGAUACAAGAACCGGGAACUGCAGAUGAUGCGCUUGCUCAACCAUCCUAAUAUUGUUCAGCUGAAGCAUUUCUUCUAUUCGACUACUGACAAGAACGAGGUGUACCUUAAUCUUGUGCUGGAGUUCGUCCCUGAAACUGUUUAUCGGGCUACGAGGCAGUAUAGCAGAGUCAACCAGUACAUGCCCAUCUUAAACGUGCAGAUUUACGUGUAUCAGAUCUGCCGUGCACUAAAUUAUAUGCAUAGAAUUAUCGGAGUUUGUCAUCGGGAUAUUAAGCCUCAGAAUCUGCUGGUGAAUUCUCAAACUCACCAGCUUAAGCUUUGUGAUAUGGGAAGCGCAAAGAUAUUGGUACCUGGUGAACCAAACAUCUCGUAUAUUUGCUCUCGUUAUUACAGGGCUCCCGAACUGAUAUUCGGAGCUUCAGAGUAUACUACUGCUAUUGAUAUGUGGUCCGUUGGUUGUGUCAUGGCCGAGAUGCUUUUAGGACAGCCUAUAUUUCCCGGUGAAAGCAGCGUUGAUCAGCUUGUUGAAAUAAUUAAGGUUUUAGGGACUCCAACAAGAGAGGAAAUCAAGUGCAUGAAUCCAAAUUAUAGUGAAUUUAAGUUUCCUCAGAUUAAAGCCAACCCAUGGCACAAGGUGUUUCACAGGAAAAUUCCAGCUGAAGCAGUGGAUCUUGUAUCAAGGUUACUCCAAUACUCACCAACGCUACGAUUCACAGCGUUGGAGGCUUGCGCGCACCCCUUUUUCGAUGACUUGAGAGAUCCUAAUACUUGCUUGCCAAAUGGCCAACCAUUACCUCCUCUCUUCAAUUUUACAGCAGAAGAACUGGCCGGUGUGCCUUCGGAACUGCUCAAACGCCUCAUCCCCGACCACGCCAAGAAGUGAAGCACGGGUAUAUUAACGAGACGAGGUUGCUGUAUAUGUUGUGGUGAGCUUAAAGAUGAAGAUGUUUGAGGGAAUCAUGUGAUGAUUGUAGUGAUUCUUGUAUAUGGAUUUGCAUACAGUUGGGUAUUAGAUCAUAUAUCCAGUUUGCAGGGUAUCCAUGCUGCAAAUGGAACCCUCCAAACUGGAUAAAAUUUUACAAGAUUUUUAGGUACAUAUUUUUUCCAAA